Acanthosepion pharaonis is the source of this 678-nucleotide messenger RNA. The record is from the annotation of a GenBank genome assembly. Lineage: Eukaryota; Metazoa; Mollusca; Cephalopoda; Sepiida; Sepiidae.
AUGCCUUGCAAACUGUCCCCUACCCACUCGCACCAAUAUGUCCCCUACCCACUCGCACCACCUUUAACUCAACCUGGUAUCUAUCUAUCUAUCUAUCUAUCUAUCUAUCUAUCUAUCUAUCUAUCUAUCUAUCUCAUCUGUUCAUAUCUAUCUAUCUAUCUACCUAUCUAUCUACCUAUCUAUCUAUAUCUGUAUAUAUCUAUCUUUAUAGUCUAUACAUAUCUAUCUAUCUUUCUAUCUAUCUAUCUAUCUAUCUAUCUAUCUAUCUAUCUAUAUAUAUAUAUAUAUAUAUAUAUAUAUAUAUAUAUAUAUGCAGUUCGUAUCUAUCUAUCUAUCUAUCUAUCUAUCUAUCUAUCUAUCUAUCUAUCUAUCUAUCUAUCUUCUUUUUUCUUUUACUCGUUUUUCUUCUUCUAUUCCAUGCGUGCAUUCUGUUCAUAUCUAUCUAUCUAUCUAUCUAUCUAUCUAUCUAUCUCUGUUCAUAUCUAUUUAUUUCAUUCUGUUCACAUCUGUCUCAGUCUGUUCGUAUCAAUGUCAGUCAGUUCAUAUCUAUCUCAGUCUGUUAAUAUCUAUCUAUCUAUCUCUAUUCAUAUCUAUCUGUCUCUGUUUAAUUACACUCUUUUUUAUAUUUUUGUUAAUGCUAACAUUCAACACUUACUUUAUUUCUAUUCCGCGCGUUAA